Messenger RNA from Mustela erminea (ermine), 2613 nucleotides. It is a transcript of the gene PACSIN2, whose product is annotated as protein kinase C and casein kinase substrate in neurons 2. Bases 382 to 1848 code for a protein of 488 amino acids. The record is from RefSeq and is a predicted model, not a curated record. The transcript is spliced from 12 exons. Gene Ontology annotation, biological process: actin cytoskeleton organization; regulation of endocytosis; plasma membrane tubulation. Gene Ontology annotation, molecular function: phospholipid binding; protein binding. Lineage: Eukaryota; Metazoa; Chordata; Mammalia; Carnivora; Mustelidae. Gene Ontology annotation, cellular component: endosome; cytoplasm; plasma membrane.
AACCGGUAUUCUUAGGGUGGAAAAAUUAAGAAAUACAGAUAUGCAAAAAGAAAACUCCCAAACUCACAUAAUCCACCAUCCAGAGAGGGUGAGUAAAUGUUAACAUUUAUUCAAGUAUUUCCUCAGAUGUCUCCUCCUCGGGAAGACCUUUGUUGACCACCAUCCUGUCUAUAGUAGACCCCAACACUCUGUCCCCCACUGGCUUUGUGUCCCAGCCCAGCCCUCAACACCGCCUGCAGCGACAUUCUCUCCUGGUCUGUCUGCAAGUCCUCUGGUCCCUGGAGCAUCAGAAGCCCUCGCUCGGUUUGUCUACGGAUUUUGAGCAUCUGAAGUUGACCUCUGCUUUAAGCAUUUGCUGCUGCUCCCUCACUGCCUGGAGAGAUGUCUGUCGCUUACGAUGAUUCCGUUGGAGUAGAAGUAUCCAGCGAUAGCUUCUGGGAGGUCGGGAACUACAAGCGGACCGUGAAGCGGAUUGACGAUGGCCACCGCCUGUGCAGCGACCUCAUGAACUGCCUGCACGAGCGGGCGCGCAUAGAGAAGGCCUACGCACAGCAGCUCACAGAGUGGGCGCGGCGCUGGCGGCAGCUCGUGGAGAAAGGGCCCCAGUAUGGGACGCUGGAGAAAGCCUGGACAGCGGUCAUGUCCGAGGCGGAGAAGGUGAGCGAGCUGCACUUGGAGGUGAAGGCCUCUUUGAUGAACGAGGACUUCGAGAAGAUCAAGAACUGGCAGAAGGAGGCCUUUCACAAGCAGAUGAUGGGAGGCUUCAAGGAGACCAAAGAAGCCGAGGAUGGCUUUCGGAAGGCGCAAAAGCCCUGGGCCAAGAAGCUGAAAGAGGUAGAAGCAGCAAAGAAGGCCUACCACGCGGCGUGCAAAGAGGAGAAGUUGGCCACAUCACGAGAAACCAACAGCAAAGCAGACCCGUCCCUCAAUCCCGAGCAGCUUAAGAAGUUGCAAGACAAAGUAGAAAAGUGCAAGCAAGACGUUCUGAAGACCAGAGAGAAGUAUGAGAAGUCCCUGAAGGAGCUCGACCAGGGCACACCGCAGUACAUGGAGAACAUGGAGCAGGUGUUUGAGCAGUGCCAGCAGUUCGAGGAGAAGCGUCUGCGCUUUUUCCGGGAAGUUCUGCUGGAGGUCCAGAAGCACCUAGACCUGUCAAACGUGGCCAGCUACAAGAGCAUUUACCGCGACCUGGAGCAGAGCAUCAAAGCCGCCGACGCGGUGGAGGACCUGCGGUGGUUCAGAGCCAACCACGGGCCGGGCAUGUCCAUGAACUGGCCGCAGUUUGAGGAUGAAGAGUGGUCCGCAGAUCUGAAUCGAACUCUCAGCCGGAGAGAAAAGAAGAAGGCUGCUGAUGGCGUCACCCUGACGGGCAUCAACCAGACGGGCGACCAGGCUUUGCAGAACAAGCCUAGCAGUGAUCUUAGUGUCCCGAGCAAUCCCGCACGAUCCGCGCAGUCACUGUCCAGCUACAACCCUUUCGAGGAUGAGGACGACACGGGGAGCAUCGUCAGUGAGAAGGAGGACAUUAAGGCCAAAAACGUUAGCAGCUAUGAGAAGACCCAGAGCUACCCCACAGACUGGUCAGAUGAUGAAUCUAACAACCCGUUCUCGUCCACGGAUGCCAACGGGGACUCAAACCCGUUUGACGAGGAUGCCACCUCGGGGACAGAAGUGCGGGUCCGGGCCCUCUAUGACUAUGAGGGGCAGGAGCAUGACGAGCUGAGCUUCAAGGCGGGGGACGAGCUGACCAAGAUAGAGGACGAGGAUGAACAGGGCUGGUGCAAGGGACGCUUGGACAACGGGCAAGUCGGCCUGUACCCAGCCAAUUACGUCGAGGCAAUCCAGUGACAGGCCCGCCGGCCGGCUGGCGGAGAGUGGAGGCAGAGGUCGCAGGCGCAGCGGCGCUCAGGCAGCAGCUGGCUCUGUGAGCGUCCGCUCCUCUUCCUGCAAAACACGAUGGCUCCGUCGCUGUCGGCUUCAUGGUGUCUCUCAGAGACAGACGGGCUGGUCGCCUCACCGGGGGGACCCGGCACCUUUCCGCACGCGGCGCAGACGGAGAGGUCUGAGCGCCGGAAGACAGUACAACAGACUCGCCCUGUCCCCCUCUCCCGCUCACUGUGCGCGUUGGCUUAUCAUGGACCUGUCUGUUCUUGACUUGUCUCUCCUCUGCUCUGAGUCCAUGGUGGGUCCCACUGAUUCUUGUUCCUCUGAUUCCUUCCUCGGACGCGUCCCGUCUCCUGCACCUUCAAUGAACAAGCUUCCAUGCCAUUUUCUGAGUGAAGACGUCGAGGUUUUUAAUUUAAAGGCUGUGUACAGUUACACUUUUUUAUGUACCUGCUCUUCCAUUCACUCACACUUAAAUUAUGGCACAGAUUGAUAGCCGCCAGGGUUGAGGACAGCUCUCCCCGCGCCACGCUGGGGCCGGCGGCCGGAGCUGCAGCUCCCUGAGCCCCGCCGUGCGUGGGGCCCGAGAUCGCGGUGGGAGGUGGGAGCACCUUUGGCGGGUUUCUGUUGUGAAUGCCCUACGCAUUUGGGGCGUCUGCCAUGACUUCUGGAAAUAACCUUACGUAGUACUCCCAAGUGUCCCCAUAUUUAAAAAGUAUUUUCAUUCUA